Osmerus eperlanus (European smelt) is the source of this 3895-nucleotide messenger RNA. It is a transcript of the gene bin1b, whose product is annotated as bridging integrator 1b. The coding region runs from base 368 to 2161 and encodes 597 amino acids. Gene Ontology annotation, molecular function: tau protein binding; phospholipid binding. The record is from RefSeq and is a predicted model, not a curated record. Gene Ontology annotation, cellular component: plasma membrane; synaptic vesicle; cytoplasm. The transcript is spliced from 20 exons. NCBI's taxonomy places the organism in Eukaryota, Metazoa, Chordata, Actinopteri, Osmeriformes, Osmeridae.
CUCCAUAUCGGGCUGGAGGCUUAAGCAACUAACGGAGAGUACAGGAUAUCUGAACCUGCAACAUAUACAUACGCUUUUUGACUCAUUUUGUAUACGUUUUAUUUUGUCUUUGUUUUACAUGUGAGUUUGUUUUGUUAGUCAACUUCACCGUUAGGUUUUGUUUUGCACCUUUAAGACGUUGUCAUCGGGAUUAUAAUUACGCGCAACCCACAUCGUUCUUGAGGAGGGUUUUACGCAGCACAGAGUCUUGGGGAGUACCUCCUUCUUAAACACUCCCUCAUUCGACAAGUUGUAGCCCUUUCUUAACCCAUUUUUACAUAUUAUCAACUGUCCAAGUAUUGGGGAUCCGUUACACAAGGAGUGUAAAAUGGCUGAGAUGGGGAAAGGGGUCACCGCCGGGAAACUGGCAAGCAAUGUACAGAAAAAGCUCACCAGAGCUCAAGAAAAGGUCCUUCAGAAGCUGGGGAAAGCAGAUGAGACCAGGGACACAGCGUUCGAGGAGGGCGUCACAAACUUCAACAAGCAGAUGUUAGAGGGCAGCAAACUGCAGAAAGACUUGAAGGCCUACCUAGUAGCAGUAAAAACCAUGCAUGAAGCGUCCAGGCGACUGCAGGACUGUCUGGCAGACAUGUACGAACCAGACUGGUUUGGCAAGGAAGAAGUGGACGCAAUGGCAGAGGAGAUGAUAGAAAAGGAGAUGGACAAUAACCUGGAGGACACAGAUUCUCUGUGGACAGACUACUAUCAGAAGCUUGUGGACCAGUCUCUAAUCUCCAUGGAUACAUACUUGGCGCAGUUCCCCGACGUCAAGGCACGCAUUGCCAAGCGUGACCGGAAACUUGUGGACUAUGACAGUGCAAGACAUCACUUUGCCUCCCUACAGAAGGGCAAAAAGAAGGACGACGUCAAGAUGGCUAAGCCCAUGUCUGUCCUGGAGAAGGCUGCCCCUGGCUGGGCUCAGGGGAUGCUCUCAGCGCAUCAUGUCGCUCAAACUAACCUGUCCAGAAGCCAGGCCGAGGAGGAGCUGGCGAGGUCUCAGAAAGUGUUUGACGAGAUCAAUGUGGAUCUACAAGAGGAGCUCCCAGCAUUAUGGAACAGUCGUGUUGGCUUCUACGUUAACACAUUCCAGGGUAUGGCUGGAUACCAGGAGAAGUUCCACAAAGAGAUGGCCAAGCUCAACGUGAACCUGAACGACAUCAUGACCAAACUGGACGAACAGAGGCUGGUCAAAAAGGGCGUGAAGACCAGAACCCCCGUGAAGAGUGAGGGAGCCAAUCACAAUGCAACCUCUGACUCUCCAAUCAAGCCUCCCCAGUUGAGGCCCGGACCUCCUUCACGCCCUCCCCCCCGGGUCACGCCGACUCAGGACUUGAAACAGGAGAACAUCAUCAACCUGUUCGAAGAGGCCAUGGUGCCCGACGCUAUCCCAGACACCACACCACAGGCGCCAUCUUUGGAAUCGUGGGAGGGAGAGCAACCCCCGGCCACAGAGGAGCCCCACGACUACGUCCAGGAGGCAGGCUUGGAGGAGGAAGCUACCCCGGCUGCCCCUCCCUUCACCCAGCCCGGCUGGGACAGCGAGCCAGGCUGGGAUGCCGACGAACCUGCCGCCCCCCAGUCGUACACCCAGCCCUCCUGGGAUGAGGCUGAAGGAGGCCAGGGUGCCCAGACGGGCUGGGGCGAGGACGGGCCCCAGGCGGUGCAGUCCGAGGGUGGCUGGGGAGACGAUGGAGGGGCCCAGGUAGGGUUGGGGGAGGAGGACGGGGCUACGGGCUGGGCUGUGGAGGGGCAGACGGGCUGGGCUAACUCUGAGGGGCAGCCGCAGUGGGAGAAGAUCGCAGACGGAGAAGGGGAGCUGGCCAGUACUGACUCAGCAGAAGCUGCAGCAGACACUGCUGGGAGUCCGGUGACCAACGGUUCUGAUGGGGUAGACAUGCCUGACGGAUUUACCUUCAAGGUGAAAGCUAUGCAUGACUAUGCAGCCACUGAUGGGGAUGAGCUGGACAUGAAGGCUGGAGAUGUGGUGCUGGUCAUAGCUUUCGACAACCCUGAUGAACAGGAUGACGGCUGGCUCAUGGGUGUGAAAGAAGAUCAUUGGCUUCAGCAUAAGAACAUGUCAAUCAAGGGGGUCUUCCCCGAGAACUUUACCCAGAGGUUGUGAGCUGGAUGUCCCAUUGAACCUGCACACCAUCAUCUCAUGCAAGGAUGUUUGUUUUAAAUGUGCUGGAAAACCCAUACGGUAACAAUUAAGCAUUACAGGGUGGAUUUCAUGGUUAAAUUUUUUAUUUGUGUGUUUACAUUGUCCUCAUUGAGUGGGGUUAGAACUGUGCCAGUGAAGAAUUUAUAGACAUACGUACCUAAUCAAUGAUCUGCCUAAACACACACACACAGAUUACUGAAUGUAACUUUUGGCACCCGCUUCAUCCGUCUAUGACUUCUGUACCUACGCCUGACUUCUGGUUCAAGGGUGAAAUGAAGAACAAUGUAUAACACUACCAAAGUACCACAGCCUCUGGAAGGUCUUUGAGCAAUCUUCAAUUUUAACUGAUCAGCACGCUUUUGUUUUGAUUGUUUGUUUUACACUCUGUGAAUGUGGUCAUUGGAAACACAAUUCUAGUUUAACAAUAGAAAGAAGGGAAUGUACAACAAUAGCUGUAGUGUAUGGAUGCCAGUUUACAUUUUGACUUUUAGUUAGCCUAUGAGAUUCUGCCACAGAGUUGUUUGCAUGGUUUAUUUUACUGCUGUUUACUUUGUUGUAACCUGUCACUCACAGAGCCGGAGAUUGGGCAUGUUCUGGUAUCGGCUCUUGCUGUUGCAGUUCUGUCUGUGAACAAUAUGAAAAUACAUGGUUUGUAGGUCAGGGACUUAUAGAUAUAGAUAUGUCCUACCGACCUGGCCCUUGUGUUGACUGCAAUUGAAAUGUUAUUAGGGAACAUUGGUUUGUCUACAUGAUUUUUCAGUGGCCAUUAAUCGGUUAGGGACUUGUAGGUGAUGUGUGGCAUUGAUCAGCUAUUUCCGAUUUUAUUAUUGUUUAUCAUUUGUUUUGGAGGUAGUAAGAACACAGUUGUUGGAAACAGAGCUAAAAACACAUGUAAGAAUUUCUGAAAAGUAUUGUUGUAUAAUGAUGUAGCUAAGCACAUUUGCCUGUAUAAAAGAGGCCUACUAUGGCAGAUUGUGUAGAAGUUGCGCUGUUGUCUAUUGUUCUAUUUCUAUAUUGCCCUAUGGAAAUGCAAAAACUGGCUCUUCAUAUUCCGUGUGACCUUAUAUGUGACCUGUUUACUGUCUCAUUGGCCUGUGUGGGCUGUAGGUCAGUGCAGCUGAGUGAGCUGUCUCUCUGAUUCUCUCUGCAUACUUGUAUAACCUAAAACUAGGAGGACACACAUUAAGCUUCUCCCUACUAGUAGUAGUAAACAAUAGAGGAGAUUCCUGGACAAGCUGUGUAGUCAGCCUUUUGAAACACUGGAUCACUAGGCACGAGCAGGCUCUCUGUGGUGUUUAUUUCCAUUAGAUCUCAGGUCAGGGCCUCAUUCUAACAUGAUGAGUCUGUUGUAUUGCUGAAAAUCAAGAUCUUAACAUAUCUGUCUGGAAAGUGUUCAUAUGAAAACAUAAUUUGAUGGAUGGUAACUACUACAUCUUGUUUUCUAGAAGUGAGAGUAACUCUGUCCAUGUCAUACAAAUAGUAGCCUACUCAACUAAAAAUAAAUAUUAAAAGUCCAAAUAUUGAACACCCAUUUUAUAUCUUGCUGAAUACCAAAGACAGACUUGUUCAAACUACUAUUGAAUGUUGCUGGAAAUUAACAUUUGGUCUCGCUGUUGUUACAGUAUGUUACUGUCUGUCAAUGGAGAAUAUGUCUGUGGUAAAGCCUGAAACAAUAAAGACAGAUUUGACACACCA